AUGUACAUUCCCAAUUUCCAGUACCUCGCCACUGCUGCCCUCGGUCUCUCGGCUGAGCUCAUGAAGCCAUCCAAGGUCUCCUCUGGCUCUGUCAUGGACUAUGCAGUGGAGCAAUGCAUCGACGAUGAUGGUAACAAGCGCUGCACCGUCCCCUUCCUCGUGACCAAGUCGACUUGCUACAAGAUCAAGUGGUCGACCGACGGCGCCAUCAGCCACACCACCGCAGAGUUCCGUGACGCCGGCAGCAACGAGCUGGUCUACUACCGCGACACAAACGGCGAGUGGACCCCGGAAAAGGGCGAGCUUGUCUAUCUCGACUUCAAGCCCAAAGUUCCCGCCCAGGGCAACAAGACAGUUGACUACAAGGUCACGACCUGCGAGUAA
Apiotrichum porosum is the source of this 384-nucleotide messenger RNA. RefSeq lists its product as uncharacterized. NCBI's taxonomy places the organism in Eukaryota, Fungi, Basidiomycota, Tremellomycetes, Trichosporonales, Trichosporonaceae. The coding region runs from base 1 to 384 and encodes 127 amino acids. The record is from RefSeq and is a predicted model, not a curated record. The transcript has 3 exons.